Messenger RNA from Porites evermanni, 6771 nucleotides. Lineage: Eukaryota; Metazoa; Cnidaria; Anthozoa; Scleractinia; Poritidae. The record is from the annotation of a GenBank genome assembly.
AUGAAAUCCUCGAACUCCCCGGCAGAAUCUCGUCGUCUCCUUGAUUUUGUUCCGUCAAUAAGACCGUCGUUUCUUUCUGUUGUAUUAGUUUUCGUUUGCGGUUGUCUUUGGGUGAAGAAUGAAACAACAAACGAACGACUGAUAGCGCUGGAAUCUCGCGUUAACCUUUUCCCCUGCGUUCAGAGUGUCUCGACUGAAAAUGCUGACAGGAUAUCUCUUUCACCGACAGAAGCUACAGUAAGAGAUCUUUAUAAGAAGGUUCAGACACAUGUAUCCGAAAGGAUCGGUUAUACAUCAGGUAAAAUCUUCACUUCAGAUGUUAUUUAGAUGCAGAUACGUGUUUAGAACUGAGUUUAUCCUCUUUUGAUUUGGGCAUAUAAUCUUUCAUCAUGGUGUGAGUUUGCGCUUAAAUACGGGAUCUUUGGAUAUUACAUAAGAUAAUUGAAUUUUUAACUUCAUCUAAAACUGCAUGAACCCUUUUGCAACACGCUCGCUCUGUUGUAAUACUGCUUAGAUAUUCACUAAGCCACCUAUACUGGUAAAACAAUAAAGAAAUUUACGGUGUAAAUGAUGUUGAAUUCUUAGCUCAAGUGUCGAACGACUUGCUCACGUACAAGAUAUGUGUUAAUACCCAGAGGGGUACUCCUUUAUAUAAGCCAUGUGCCGCCACAAAGGGUGUACUUCUUGGCCCUUUUUGGUCUGAAAACGGGUAUAAACGUAGGUCAUUUUGGUCUGGAAUCGGGUUUGGUUUUCGAGGAACCUACUGGAGCGUAUGCAUGAACGUAGUUAUCGUUUCAGUUCCACAUGAAUAAGAACCAAAUAGAAAUAUGUGAAUUCGAAAUGCAUUUGAAGAAUUUUUUUGUUUGCGCUCUAAUCUAAGUAAUGAUGACACAGUUUCUUUCUAAAGGCCAGGUCUGAAAACAGGUAUAGACUGAGGUCUGCAUGGUCUGAGAACGGGUGGGGAAAAUUGGUCUGAAAUAGCACUGUCUGAAUAAAUUGUUAGGGUGGCGUAAAAUUUGAGAUAUUUUUUGAAAGUUUAGCCCCUAGAGGAGUUCGGUUAAGGAGUCUUAAGGCCUGCCGGGUUACCUAAUAAAACCUUUGGUAACUUUGAAAGUACGCUUAUUGAACGGUCUCAGUUGGUUUAAAACAAGGGGAAGGGGGACUUCCUUGUAAGAGGCUACUAGGGAUGUGCCGCUGGUUAGGGCCGCUUUUUCACGACUGGAUGGACUAUAAUGGGGUUGCAUUUUCAAUAGAAUUGCUAGAAUGGGGUCGGACAUUUUCGGAUUUUUUGUGGUAAGACAGUUCUUAUUUACGGUUAGUAAACGUACCAGAAUGUUUGUUCUGUAGAUGAAAAGUAAAGUGUUCUUUAUACAGUGUAAAAAAUGGGUCCAUUCAUAAAAAUAAAAAGUGACUAAGUUGGGAUCGAGAAAAUUACAUAUUUGCCCAAAAGUGACUAAGAUAGGGUCUAUAAUUGGUCACAGAAAAGACUAUUAUGGGUUUAGGGGCUCUUAGACGAUAGCGGCACAUACCUAGCAAAAAUUCACCCAAGUACCCUUCCCCCGGGGUUUGAAACGUGUGCGUAGAUCUAGAAAUCUAGAGUGUCUGCUUCGCUUUCCCUUGGAAGACACAAGGGAAGAGGUAUGAGGACAAAUUAAAAAGGUUGUUAACCUUGUUGUUGAACGCAACCUCAAAAACGUUAAUUUUAUGUUAGAAAUGUCAACCUUAUCAUUCAUUCUGUUGAUUUGUUCGUUAUAUUUUCUCCCUUACUUAUUUUUAAUAUUAAUCACUGGAUAUUAAAAAAUUUCUUAAUCUUACUUUACUGCAGUCAGCCCGUUAUCAUCAGCAACCAUCCGCUUAAGGAAGCGAAGAAACGUUUUGAACGACACUUCAACUGGCAUCACCAUACAUGAAGUGAGAAAAGAAAUCAGCAAACAGUUUGAACAACUUAUGCCCACCAAGUACUGUAAGUCAAGUGAGAAAGUCUGUCCUGCAGGACCCCCCGGAUAUCCUGGUCCCAUUGGAGCGAGGGGACCACGUGGCAGGAGAGGACCAAAGGGAAAGAAAGGUCCUCAAGGUCCCAUGGGACCUCCUGGAAAAUCCGGAAAAACAGGAAUAAUGGGACCCACUGGACCGAGAGGAGAAAAGGGAAGCAAUGGGGAGCCUGGGCCAAAAGGCAUGCCGGGACCACCUGGAAGGCCUGGAAAAUCGAUAUCUGCUCCACAAGUGAUGUUGUCGCCGGCAGAGCAGACACGAGAUGAGGGAGGAGACACGGCAUUUUAUUGCACGGUCGCAGGAAGUCCUUCCCCAGUCGUGGUAUGGCAAUUUAUGGGCAGAACACUUCUGUCAGGUGCAAAGUAUUUGAUUAAAGAAGGAGAGUUGAUCGUUAGAAAUCUGAAUUACAGCGAUGCUGGACCGUACACAUGUGUUGCCAGAAACAUUCUUGGAUCGUCCGAGGCCACUGGUAACUUGACUGUUAGAGGUAAGAGGAGCACUGAACUUUUGUUAUAUCUGGCUGCUUGAUUAUGUAGGUCUCUUUGUGCUCUUUUGUUUAAUCGUGUACUUUUAUCUCUUCCUUCAUUUUAAUUCAUCCAUUUUUCAUAUUUCUUAGCCACUAGUCACCUUUUAGUUGAAGUUCAACGUUUAACCUGAGCCAUGCAAACGACAAUCUUCACCAUGUACGCGAAGGCACACAACAUGAUCCUUCCAUCACUGUUCCAUUUCUUCAUUCCAAUUUGUCUUUUUCUUGAUCGUUAACUGAACUACUUCAAUGCAUGACCUUCCUACAUGAUGAAUUCUGAGUUUGUUUCAAGGUGUUUGAAUAAUUAGUCUUGACCUUCAAUAUCCUACACAACUAACAUCUCUUACUUAUCUUUUUGAAUUAAUACGUUUCUUUUGCUUCCUUUUCGGCUAUGUAGUUAAACAUUGCUUAUGACAAAGUUUAUCAGUAACGCUUUUAGCGAAAUGUGGAUUUAAGGGCAUGGAGCUUGAAAGGGUUCCCAGAAAAGAAAGGAAUAUAAGCUCUUUAAUUUAUUGUGCGUCCUGUUUAUUUUUCGGCUCUAUUUCAGGUCUUCCAAUCUUCACAAGAGUUCCACCCUCAAUUGCCACACCAGUACAAGGUUCUACGUUUCAAGUAACUUGUCAAGCUGAAGGAUAUCCUCGGCCCGAAAUAAACUGGACUAGAGCAGCAAUGCCUUUACAUGCUGGAAGGACCAGCAUAAACCAAGGCACAUUUACCAUUAACAACUUGAGUCCUGAUGACAGCGGUUUUUAUGAAUGCGUGGCUACUAAUAUUAUGGGAACAAAGAAGACAAGAAUCAACGUGGCAGUGCAAGUGCGUCGCUUAGGUUUGUAUUGCAGGCACCCCAUAUAUCUAAUUCAGUCAAAGGUUGCUUUGAGAGUUGGUCAUUGGCGCAAUUGGCCCUGAGCAUUUGGGCAUACGAAACUCACUGCAAUGACUUGCUUAAAAGACCGCCAAAUAAUAGUAUAGCUUCCCGAGAGCGUAAUUGCACAAUGCCCAAAGUAAUCCCUUUGAUUGAACAAGCCUGAAUAGAUUAAACAUUCAGUUUAAUGCCAGUCGUCUAAUCCAUAAACCAUUGCGACCUUUGUUAAACAUCUAAGAUGCAUCGCAAAGAUGUAUCAUAGGUAACUGUCUAUUUACUCAGAGUCCUCUUAACUGUACCUUAAGAGUCAACAAUAGGUCCCCUUCUAUUUUUGAUCUACAUAAUGAUCUUCCAAACUGUUUGAAUACUGGUUCUCCGUGAAUGUACGCGGACGACACUAACGUUACAUUUUCUGCACCUAGCAUACCUGAUCUCGAAUUACAGAUCAGUAAUUGAAACAUAUUGAUCUCUGGCUUAAAGCUAACAGUUUAAGUCUCAAUGUCGCCAAAACAGAGUCUAUGAUGAUUAUUAGCUCGGAGCAGAAACUACAAUCUUUAAAUGACUACACAAUAAACAUUUAUGAAGAUGGCGUCCAAGUAAAACCAAACAACUCAUAGCAAAUCUAUUGGGCUUACGGACGAUAAUCUCUCUUGGAAGGCCCACCAACAUGGCACUUCAAAAAAAGCCUUCUCAAACAUUGGUGCGCUUAAGCGAGUUGAUCCAUUUGUUUCUAUGCACACUGCAGUUAAGAUAUACAAAGGUCUUAUUGAACCACGCUUUGAUUAUUGUAGUGCUGACAGGGAUGGCUUGUGUUACCGUGGUGCUUACUUAUGGAACAAUCUUCCCGAGGAUGUACGUACGCACAGCAAAUUCUCUAGAUCAGAUGACUUUGAGGGAAAAUUCACUCUCGGUUUGCUGAUCAUGCUCCCACACGGCAAUCAUAUAAAACAGUUUAUAGAACUGCUUCAUAUUCUAUUAUUAUACGAAUAUUUUAACCGUCUAUAAAUAACUAAAGUUUAUCAUCAUCACCACCAUCAUCAUCACGAUCACCACCAUCAUCAUCUUAUUCUUUACUCAUCAAAGGACGAUGGGCACUUUUCCGAGAGCCUAGAUACGUAAGAACUAUACCGCUGUAUCGCAUGGUGAUCAGUUCAAAUCCCAUCCACGACUGGCAUUUUUUUCACCAUUUAAUAUCACACAAAAAAAUCAAAGAGAGCUAUAUAGUCAUUGUGUAUGAGGUGCUGACAUAAAUUUGCAUUUUAAGACUUGUGUGCUAACUGGACUUUCAUGUUUAAAAUUUCUUAUUAGCAAAUCAAAUACAUGAAUCGGCACUCUUUCUUUAAUUAGUUACUUGCAACGUUACUCGUUUUGCUAAUUCAGCCCUGCAAAUGACAAUAAUCCAGUUGAUGUCAAAUUUUUAAACGUUUCACUUGGCCAAAUAAUAAUUUGUUCAACAUGUUAAAGAAGGUUUUUUUUACUUAGCUUUUGAAAACUCGGUCAUUGUGGGAAACAACAGAAACCACUUGACCUCCUUAAGCAACUGGCUUAAACCUGUGACAAAAAGCGUCAAUUCUCUGUGGAAACGCUGUUGGCGUGCAUCCGUGGACGGAUGGGCUGCAAGUACAUUUCACUCCCGAUGUGACGCCAAGGGCCCGACUGUGACAAUAAUAAGUGUCGGGAGAUACAUUUUUGGAGGAUACACCAGUAUUUCAUGGGGUAAGUCAAUACUGUAAAGCAGCAGAUUUUGAUGCAUGGACCACCAGUACGGUUAUUUAAGCGUAGUGCAGCUUGGUACUGCCCUAUAAAGACUCAGUUAACCCUGCCAUUCAUUCAUGGUUAAGUAGUGACGGAUAAAGAUUUACUAGUGGUUGGCGGAUUUAGAUGCAUGCGGGCAUGCAUCCCGCACCCUUCAAGCACCGAGGAUCGCCAUACCUCAGUAGACUUAAAAAGGUGUGAAUGAGCCCCAAUCCCCCGCCCCCUCUCCUCAAGAUCUGGAUCAGCAAAGUGAUGAGAAUUUCUAGCCUGCAAAACGGACCCAACAAUAAUAAUGAUAAUAGAAAUAAUAAUAAUAAUAAUAAUAAUAAUAAUAAUAAUAAUGAUAAUAAUAAUAAUAAUUCUUAUUAUAAUAAAUAAUAAAAUAACAAAAGCUUCAUUACUGUGGUAAGAGUAUUAUGACUUAUUCACCAGAUUAUAGAAAGCUUUGGGAAAUGGUGAGAAAAAAAACAACCCAUGAAUUUGGACACGUGUUUUCUUAAGUCACACGAAACAUUCCAAUCUAAUUCUUGUUCUUUUUUUUCUCACCAAUUGCUUUCAUAAUUGCAAAUUUCUGCUAAUUGACACUUCUCGUAGUCAGACACCUCACCUCAGCUCCGAUAAGCGGACAGCCCCUUAAACCUGGUCCUCCCUAGCGACGCAAGUAUAUAUAGCAUACGCAUAAGGAUCUAAUGAGGACGGCAAAUCAAAACCAUAAGUACAAGAAUAUCAAAACCUUGGGUUUUUCUUAAGCUCAUGCUUUUUAUGAUAGUGCACAUUAAGCUUCUCGUGUUCAUGCUGAUUUUUAUCCUUAAGUUAUGCUAAUGCUUAUACGUAUGCUUGCGCUAAAUGCGUCGCUCGUGAAAACCGGGCCUUAGUCUUGAUCCCUGCGCACAUACCUGUAGCCACACAGAAACACGGAUCUCAAUCUCCCUUUAGAGAAAAUCUCUCCUAAACUGAAAAACUGAUUGGUCUGGUUCAAAGAGUGACCGCUUACGGUAGAUUCUAUCAUAACAAGGACAAUUUAUAAUAAAAAUAUUUAUAAGAAAUUCCUAAAAAGAAUGAAAAGAAUGAACUGAAUUAGCUCUUGAUAAAACGUGUCGUUCAUUAGUCAAGAGUGAUUCGUCAUACCUAUGUAAACUAAGCAACUCGAAUUUGCUUCAUUAUGAAUUAUCAUUAUUAUUAAUAUUAAUAUUAUUAUUGAUGAUUUUAUUAUUUUUAUGUAGGACAAUGUUUUUAUCUUAAAAACUUAUUUUCUAUUCAAUAUAUAUUUUUUCUUUCUUUCUUCUUACUAGCAUCGUCAUCUGGCCGGUAUCAAUACGACUCCAAAGCCUUUUUAUUUUCACUGGUGAACAAACCAGGAUGGGCGCCUGUUAAACUGUCUCAGACAGGGCAAUAUAGCUCUAACAAAGCAUAUUCCCUAUACUUUGUGUCCUCAUAUGGGCCCACAUUCGGAGGAGGACACGACAUUAACAUAAAAAGCGACGCAUCAUCCAAUAGCAAUUCUUACAGCAACCUUGGCCAUGAUUACGGCCCACCGAGCGGGUACAGUUACCGCAGCAGCUUCGCCCGAACAUUCCUGGCAGGAACUUACAAGUUCACACCAGACGAAGUUGAAACCUUUUACGAAUCAACCUAG